UUCACUCACAUGAAGAAGAGGAAUCUAGGCGUCCCCCUUCUGUGUGCUGAUUAACACGACGUAAGCUUUGUCUUUUCCACGUCUUUCUGUAACCUCAGCUAUCAAACCACCGCUGACCAUUAACACACCAGUCAUGGCUGCCGAGCCCAACUAUCGCAGGACAAAACCGGGUGUAAGGACAGCUCACCUUGCUAGUUCAAAUGGAGCUGUUGGACCUUCUUCACAAAUUCCGGGUUUAUCUGCAACUGCCGACACCACUCCUGAAGAAAGAACUAAGGGAAGACGUGUUGGAAUUCAGGCCACCGACUCGGAUUAUGUUAAACUUGCAAAACAAGGAGGACAGAAGGGUUUGCUGAGCCAUGAUGACCCCGUGGAAACAAAAGCUAACAGUUCCUACAAACCCACUAAUUGGUUCUCUGGCUCACCUGAUGAUCAAGAGAGCAGAAGUAAUGCAACUACCCCUGAUGGAAACGGCAUGUCUAAAGGGGUCUUACAGCAGCUGGAGCCCCCAUUUGGAACUGAUAACUGUUCAGCCUGGGAUUCUGGUAAAAAGGAUGUCAAUAAUGCUACAUCGGAGAUGCAGAAACUCUCCCUAAGCCAAAAAGACAUUGCGGAAGCCAACAAGUUCAAAAAGAUUUCUCAUGACAAGAAGGCGGCAGCUCCAGUCAACAUGUCCAAACUUCUAAGUUUUGGUUACGUUCAGGAAGAGAAUAAAACUAUCAAUGACGAUGAUGCUUCAAGCAUUACCUCUGAGCAGACCAGCACCAUUGCACCAGAGGAUGAGUUGGAGUAAAGACGACGCCCCCCCAAAACCCUUCUUCAUGAAUUGUUCUCUCGUAUUCACUAGCUCCUUUGCAUCAGCCACCCACUCUCUGCUUUAUGCAAAAACACUUUUUAGUCAUCUGAUUGUUCUCACUUUGCAUCAUUAGCUAAAUGACUUGUUUGUGCUAUGCUAACAUAUCUAUGGUGCUUGUGAUCAGGAUAACUAUACCCCUAGAAGGAAGGAAUAUCUGUAAAGUCCCUAAAUGAAAACGACAGGGUAUGUGCACCACAAAAUACAUCUUAGAUGCAUUAAGCAUUGAUGCCAAGAUGGAGCUGAUUUUCAUAAUAUUCAUUCUUCACUUGCACAUUAGCGUUCAUGGCGCAAAAUGUGACAAAACCUUAAGAACAUUAAGAUAGCACACACAUAGAGCGAUAGGAUGUACUUAUGCCACGUUAAACUGCUGUUUCUCACCUCACAUAAUGACGAAAUGUGUAAGCUGUGCAAUUAUUACACAAUCCAUGGCUGUUUCAUACAGUAAAUCUCUGGUUUGAACACUUUCGAGUGUUCUGACGGCCCAGUAGUUAGCUAGAUGAGCGCAUGAUGAACACAUAGAAAGUUACCUUAUGAUAAAUGAUUACAUGAAGUAAGAAGAUGCUAGGGAACAGGAAGGGGGUUCAGGGAGUUUGCGGUUGUGAAUGUCUGUUGUUGUUAGUAUUGAUGUGUAGUAAAUAAUAAUAAUAAUAAUAAUAAUCAUCUGAGAUUCAGUUGUUUUGGUGUUCUAUGCUGUAUAAUUUAAUGUUUCUUCCUUCUGAAAACAAUGUUUACACUUGCUGUCAGUUCAUAUCUAUAAAUGAUGACUGAAUAAAUUUGCAUGUGCAUAAAA
Labeo rohita (rohu) is the source of this 1646-nucleotide messenger RNA. RefSeq names its product chromosome 6 C7orf57 homolog (gene c6h7orf57). The transcript has 8 exons. The record is from RefSeq and is a predicted model, not a curated record. Bases 134 to 793 code for a protein of 219 amino acids. NCBI's taxonomy places the organism in Eukaryota, Metazoa, Chordata, Actinopteri, Cypriniformes, Cyprinidae.